Penicillium manginii is the source of this 1248-nucleotide messenger RNA. Its product is annotated as esterase/lipase family protein. The record is from RefSeq and is a predicted model, not a curated record. The transcript has 2 exons. Bases 1 to 1248 code for a protein of 415 amino acids. NCBI's taxonomy places the organism in Eukaryota, Fungi, Ascomycota, Eurotiomycetes, Eurotiales, Aspergillaceae.
AUGCGCUUUUUCAAAACACUAGCUCUCUUUUGCUCACUCGCCCCGUCAAUCCUCGGAACCCCAGUCCCCAACAUCAAUCAUGACCUUUCAACCCUUGAAACACAAGAUUCUCCAGGACCAAUCUCAAUCCUCGAAAACACAUUUCUACACAUGCUCAACCUCGACAAAGAAACCUUUCAAGAAAUAGCCCGCCUCGAAUCCGCCCUAAAAGACCUCCAAGCCGGAAAAAUAAACCAAGUCACAACCCCCGAAGAAGCCCUCACAUCUCUCUCCAAAAUACAACCCUCACCCAAUACCACCGAAAACCACAACAUCCUCACAAUCGCAACAAACCUCAUCCUAAACGACCAAGACAUAAACUCAAGCACCAAUAACAACACCCUGAACCCAUCACAACCAAUCUACCCCAAAAAGCAUCCCAAAGACGCACCAUACAGCCAAAGCGAAAAGGACCUCCGUUCAGCAAUCUUCAUCCCAGAAACAUUCGAACACGGCACAACCAAUAAAACACCCAUCCUCCUCAUCCCAGGAACCGCCAUCCCAGCCGGAACAACCUACCACUUCAGCUACGCAAAGCUCCUCAACGACUCCGACAUCGCAGACCCAGUCUGGCUAAACAUCCCCGGAAACUCCCUUGGCGACAUCCAAGUCAACGCCGAAUACGUCGCCUACGCAAUGAACUACAUCUCCAGCAUAACAGGCCGGCAAAUCGGGGUGAUAUCCUGGUCCCAGGGCGGUAUCGACGUCCAAUGGGCGCUAAAAUACUGGCCGUCAACUCGGGCCAUCGUGGACGAUUUCAUGGCUUUGAGCGCGGAUUUCCACGGCACGGUAUUGGCUGCUGUUUGUCUUCUUCCUUCGCCGCUGUGCACGCCGAGUAUUAAGCAGCAGGUCUACGAUUCGGCUCUGAUCCGCACACUUCGGGGUGGGAGUGAGGGUGGAGAUUCGGCGUUUGUUCCGACGACGAGUGUUUAUUCUGGCUUUGAUGAGGUUGUUCAGCCGCAGGUUGGAACAGGGGCGUCGGCUUUUUUGGGUGAUGUGCGUGGUGUGGGAGUGAGUAAUGUUCAGGUUCAGGGUGCGUGUGCUGGGUUGCCGGGUGGUGGGCCGUAUCUUCAUGAGACGAUGCUGGUUAAUCCGCUUGCUUGGGCGCUUUUUGUGGAUGCUAUUACGCAUGAUGGGCCUGGGGAGUUGUCACGGGUGGAUUUGGGGACUGUUUGUGGGCAGUUGGUUGCGCCGGGGCUGGGGGGUUGA